Molecule: messenger RNA, 1924 nt
Organism: Phalaenopsis equestris
Lineage: Eukaryota; Viridiplantae; Streptophyta; Magnoliopsida; Asparagales; Orchidaceae
Product: tonoplast dicarboxylate transporter
Exons: 6
Coding region: 137-1717 (526 amino acids)
Biological process (GO): monoatomic anion transmembrane transport
Cellular component (GO): membrane
Molecular function (GO): transmembrane transporter activity
Source: RefSeq, a predicted model, not a curated record
UUAGAUAUGUAAAUACAUAAGGAUUGAGUGAUAUGUAUGGGAACCUUCCGAUUAUUUUAUAAGUAGCCAAAACUUUGGUUCAAAUUUCCCCAAAGGUGGUAUUUUGCCCACGCCCAGCAUUCAAGAGAGCUCUCUAAUGGCAGGCCAACCAACCGUAGAUGACCCCAAAGCGCCUCUCCUCCCUCUCCAAAAUCCUCCUCCCAACUCCAUCCACUCCUUCAAAUCAAUCCUCAACAAAAGCAAUUUCUGCAUACUCUUAGGACCAUUGUCAUGCUUUCUCAUCUUCUUCUUCGUCGAACUCGACAACGGUCGGCAAUCCAGCCGCAACAUGCUGGCUGUACUCACCUGGGUCUUCCUUUGGUGGAUCACCGGAGCCGUUCCCAUGGCGGUGACCUCCAUGACCCCUCUCUUCCUCUUCCCACUCUUCGGUCUAGCCAAAACCGACGAGGUUGCAAAGUCAUACAUGGAUGAUAUCAUAGCCCUCGUGCUCGGCAGCUUCAUCCUCGCAUUGGCUGUUGAGCACUACAACAUCCACCGUCGCCUCGCCCUCAAUAUAACUUCAUUGUUCUGUGGGGAUCCCGUGAAUCCUCAUCUCCUAUUGUUCGGGAUAUGUGGCACAUCGGCUUUUGUGAGUAUGUGGAUGCACAACACGCCGGCUGCGAUGUUGAUGAUUCCGGUGGCAACGGGAAUGCUGCAGCGGUUUCCGACAGGGGAAGAGGUUCAUCCUGAAGUGAAGAAGUUUUGCAAGGGGGUGAUAUUGGGGGUUAUAUAUGCGGUGGCGGUUGGCGGCAUGAGCACUCUAAUCGGCACAGGUGUAAAUCUGAUAUUAGUAGGGAUGUGGGAGAGCUACUUUCCUGAGGGGAAACCUAUCAGCUUCAGCUCAUGGUUUCUCUUUGGCUUCCCUUUGGCUCUGCUCAUUUUCUUUGCAUUGUGGGGAAUUCUGUGUUUGUUUUACUGCUCCAAGGGAUCUGCUAAGGUGCUUUCAUCUUACUUGCACAGAGAGCAUUUGAGGAAAGAGCUUGAAUCUUUGGGACCUAUGGCUUUUGCUGAGAAAAUGGUUCUGGCUGUGUUCGGGGUACUUGUGCUCCUAUGGAUGACCCGAAGCCUAACAAAUGAUGUUCCCGGCUGGGGGUCCCUCUUCGAUGGAAGAGUGGGCGAUGGAACUGUCAGUAUAAUGAUGGCCACAAUGCUUUUUAUCAUUCCAAACAAGAAAAACGUGGGGGAGAAACUCAUGGACUGGAACAAAUGCAAGAAGUUACACUGGGAUGUCAUACUCCUAUUAGGUGCAGGUUUUGCAAUUGCUGAUGGAGUCAGGACAAGUGGCCUUACUGAUGUCCUCUCAGAGAACCUCAAGUUCCUCAACGCCGCGCCGUACCUCGCCGUCGCGCCGCUGGUCUGCCUUGUGAGCGCUACCAUCACCGAAUUCACGUCGAAUAACGCCACCACGACGCUGGUCAUCCCCCUUCUAAUUGAUCUUGCUCAAUCAAUGAAAUUGCAUCCUUUAUUACUCAUGGUCCCUGGAGCUAUAGGAGCACAAUUCUCCUUCUUGCUCCCUACAGGCACACCUUCUAAUGUAGUGGGGUUCACCACUGGUCACAUUGAGGUUAAGGACAUGAUCAAAAUUGGAAUUCUUUUGAAGGUUGCAGGUAUUGCUGCUGUGUCGCUGCUGAUGCCAACAUUAGGUGCGUUUGUUUUUGAGACGGGUAAUAAGUUUUAAGGGCGGUAUUUAUGAAUCCUCUUGAAUCUGCUCCAAUCACUGAGACGCAUAGGUUUUACUGAAGGAUGGAUGUUGUUUUGUUGGUGCUGUUGAAGAGAGCUUUGAAGUUGUUUGUGUGUAUAUUUUAUUGGUUUCAGAAGGGUUGCUGAGGACCCUCUUCAUUUAUAGUUUGUAAUGCUAUAUAUACAAGAGCAGCGGUUGUGAUGA